Messenger RNA from Varanus komodoensis (Komodo dragon), 3611 nucleotides. It is a transcript of the gene CD6, whose product is annotated as CD6 molecule. Bases 14 to 1516 code for a protein of 500 amino acids. Gene Ontology annotation, cellular component: membrane. The transcript has 11 exons. The record is from RefSeq and is a predicted model, not a curated record. NCBI's taxonomy places the organism in Eukaryota, Metazoa, Chordata, Lepidosauria, Squamata, Varanidae.
CUCAUGAGAGACCAUGGUGAUGAACUGGCUGGAUGUGUUCCUAGUGGCCCUUUCCCUAGUGGCUCUCAGAAAAGCCCAGACGAAGCCUACUGGGCCUCUUGCCUUCCGAAACAGCAGUGAAAGCAACACAACUGCAGAGCCGACUGCGGAACCCUGGAGGCUGCGUUUGAUGGACGGAGGAAGCAGCUGUUCUGGCAGAGUGGAGCUUGAAUAUAAUGGUGCUUGGGGUACUGUGUGCGAUGACAACUGGGACCUGGCUGAUGCUGAAGUUGUGUGUCAGCAGCUAGGCUGCGGCUGGGCCAUUCAGGCUGUGAAUGCCUCUCAUUUCCAGAAGGGAACUGGCCCCAUUCAUUUGGAUGAAGUGAAAUGUCUGGGGAAUGAGUCUUAUUUAUGGAACUGCCCUUCGGAGGAGAACCAAGACUGUGGACACAAGGAAGAUGCUGGUGUGAUAUGCUCAGAGCACCAAGAGUGGCGGCUAUCAGGAGGACUAGAUGCUUGUGCUGGCCGAGUAGAGGUCUAUUACCAUGGCAUCUGGAACACUGUAUGUGAUGGGAGCUGGUACCGGAAUGAGGCUGAUGUGCUCUGCCGUUCCUUGGGCUGCAGUGAAAAGGCUUCAGUCUCACGGGUGGCCUUCAACCACACACUGCUGGGCAAGAUGUCCUAUCAGUGCCUUGGAAGUGAAGACUCACUCGCCGGUUGUGACUGGCUCUACAACAAAGUCAGUCCAUGUGAACAGUUCAGAGCUGCUGGUGUGAUAUGUAAUGGAUCACUGGGUUUGGGUGGCUCUGCAAACACCCCAGGACCAGAAGCAGUGACUCUGACAUCCCACUUGUCCAGCCCAAGUUGGAGUAGCCCUGAGAACUGGGAACCGACUCCAUCCUACCAGAUGCUGCAGAUUCUCUGCAUUCUCCUCGGGAUCCUCCUUUUCUUGGUCACCCUGACCCUGAUUAUCACCUUGAAAUGGCGACGGAAAAAUGGUACCCUUGAUUGUGCCGUUUCCUCUGGCUUGGCAUCAGCCCCUGCCCUGGUGAAUCACAGUGUGCAGAUCACAGCCACCGAAGCUCGUCAUGACUACAGGGACAUCCCCACAAGCCUCCCCAAAGAAGAAGUGAGACCUGUGCCUGUCAGUGACGACUCUGAUUCGGAUUAUGAGCACUAUGAUUUCAACCACAAGCCACCAGUGGCCCUCUCAACCUUCUACAAUUCUCUUCGCCACCGAGCAGCUGAUGAGGACUUUAUCAUGCCAGCUUUGCCUGCAGAGCAUGAGACUGGGCAUUCAGCCUUUGAGAGAGAUCCAUGUGGGGCACAACCUGCGGCUGAAGACAGUGAUAGCACAUCUUCUGGAGAUGCGGAAUGGUAUGAGAACAUCCAGAAACCAGAGCAGCAGAAAGACCAUCCAGGAAAUGAGACUUCCUUUGAAGGCAUGACAACGUUUUCUGGACCUUUGGUGAACUGUGAGGUUGGACCUGAGACUGGCUCAUUUGACAGCAGCGAUUACGAUGACACGUGGUCCUGAGGGGCAGGCUUGCUUCACAGAUGCCGCAACUCCAUCUGUCUCUUCACUACCUCCUUCUUUAGAAACAGCCAAGGAUGACAAGCCUGAGAACCGGCAGAGGCUGGUUUCCAUAGGGUUUCAGCCGCGAGGAUUUGGCAUUUGGAAAGAAGACCCAUGGAUCCCAGAAUUAAACCAUGCCUGCAAAGAAAUGUCAGUGCCUAUCCCAGGAUUAACUAGAAAUGUGUCACAUUCACACAGAUACAUUUUUCUAACAUAUGCUAUUGAGGGAGAAGCCCUAUAAGGACAAAUGCUGAGCUUGGAUUAGAUUCCCCUUCCCUGAUUUUGUUUUUCCAGUCAGUGAUGUAUUAUCAUAAAGUACUUGAGACAGACAUUUCCAAAGCUUUAGCCAUCACCUGGAUUCUAAUUUCAACAUACAGGCAGCUCAGACAGAAGCGUCCAGAAAUAGGUACAGCCCUAUCACCAUGAACUAUGUUGCAUCACCAACACAGACGUCCCCCUGUGGUACUGGCAAGGAGGCCAAGUUCCCAUUCGUGGAAUCAGAGCUCUGCUAGUAGGAUCUGGGCAUCCUGUUUCUUCUCUGGAGGCAGUGCUUACUACAUUGCCAGUGAAUACUCAAGUUUUCUGGUUAGGGCUUGGGCUCAUUCACUGAUGGAUUAGAUGUCAAGGUUUUCCGCUGGAAGAAAUCUAGAUUUUGGCCUUGAAAGGAUUGGCCUUUCUUAGGGCAAUGCUCAGGGAGGUAUCUUCUGUGUGUGCACGUUUUGUUUUAAUGCCAUAAUGCAUCAAGUUCUGGAAUUCAGUAACCAGACAGAUGUGAGACUUGAAGUAAAAUGAAGAAGGUUGUGAGUAAGGAAGGUUGACAGUGGUUCCAGAUGACAAUUGUAUUGCACAAACACCCUGCCUUAGGCAUGGAAUUUUGCAGGAAUCCAAGCUUUGCCUUCUAUCUGUAAUCUUGACAUGCUUCCCUACCAGAUCUUCCAUCUCUCCACAGAGAAAUAGGAAAUAGGUGCACAGUGUCCUUUGAACAGAGCACUAGGAACUCUCCUCCAUCUAGAAACAUCCAAAGGCUCUGCCUGACCGUCCCAUUGUCUCAUUGUCUGGGGACAAUUAAGUCCCUUUCUGUACUCAAGUUUCUCCCUAGGAUGAGGAAUGGGUGGUGAUGGUACCACCCAUUCCAUGGUGAUAUUAGCUUUCUUCUCUAGGACUUCCAGAGGCCUUUGAGCUCCUGGGAUGGAAGAUGAUCUGGAUAAGCAAGGGCUAAGGGGCUUCAGGAGACAGACCUAGUCUUCUUCCUGGUCAGAUUUCAAGCCAGGCAACAAAAACAGGACCGACUGUUGUUGGCUAAAUCUGAGGAAGUCCAGUGGAAGAGCUCAAGCUCUGCACUCAGUAGGGCAUGGAUGCAGGCCUUGGUAUCUUCAGCUAAAAGUAUCACAGGUAACAAGGAUGGCAAAGAAGUUCCCAUGCAUGCUAACCUGGAGAGCUUCCUUCGUUUGGAGUAGCUGAUAUGGCUUAACUACUCCAACAACUAGGCUAGAUGGAUCAGUGAUCAGAUUAAAUAUCAGGCAGCUCUUCAUAUGGUCCCAUCUAGACUUUUCCGGUCUGGCGCUUGUUAAAUAUUUUGUUUUUCAUCUCCCAGAAGCCCCAGCCAGCAGGGCCAAUCAUGAGGUAUGAUGGGAGUUGCAUUUCAAACAAGCUGAUGGGCACCAGGCUGCGGGAUUUUGGGCUCACCUAAGAAAACAGUUCUGACAAUAACUUUGUAAAACCACUGUAACUGAGUGUGUAAAGAGUUUGGUCCAGCAUUGCACUCACCCUCACCUUACCCCAUUUCCCACCCACCAGUGGUAGAGAGAACUCCAUGUGUCUAGGAGUACAAAUGUGAGGCCCUGCAAAACCUGAGAUGCUGCGCAGUGGCUGGAGAAGGAUGCAGCCAGCGUUAGCAGAGGUGACCCCUGAGGAGCCCUUAGCAGGACCAUCUUCUGCCUUAGCUGACCCAUAUUCUUUUGAAUUGCAUUCCUGUUACUCAACCCACCAUGGCAACUUUAGCCAUUGCACUUUUGUAAUGAUGUACAAUUAAUUAAAAAGAAAGGCUAUCUUGGGA